CGCGCCUCGUUAGUGAAGUAGCAGGUUCGUUACGACGCUAUCAGUGAGGAGCACGACAGAUUACACACCCGUUCGGAACAACGUUUAGGAAGCUAUGAUGUGAAACACAAAAAAGUCGAUCACUUAGAAGGGUUUGAAAUCUUUUUUUUGUCAACUUAGCAGUGUAAACAUUUCUUUACCACACAGAACUGAAGUGAUUUUAAACAGACGUUUAGAGUAACUUCAUCUCUGACUACAGCUUCAUCCAAGAGAUCUCAGCCAUGGAUUGCUUCAUUCCCAGAACUUUCUGGAACCUUCUACUUGCCCUGGUUGUUGCGUUUGUGCCUGGCUCAACAGGGGCACCACAGGGCUGUGGCUCCAACGUAAGCUCUCUCUACUAUAACCUGUGUGAUCUUGGUGCAGUUUGGGGCAUCGUACUGGAGGCAUUUGCCACCGCCGGAGUGUUUAUAUGCCUCAUUCUGUUGAUGGUUCUCCUUGCCAGCCUGCCAUUUAUGUCGGAUAGCAGGCGGCGCAGAUCAGUACCAUUGGACGUUGGCUUAAUUGUGGGUACUCUGGGCCUCUUUGGGCUGGCAUUUGCCUUCAUCGUGGGCAUGGACUUUGCCACAUGUACCUCGCGCCGCUUCCUGUUUGGUGUGUUGUUUGCAGUCUGCUUCUCCUGCCUUCUUAUGAAAGCCAUAAAUCUAAACAUCCUCUCUAGGUACAACAAGGCACCCCGUGCCUGGGCCCUAUGCCUCGGAGCCUUGGCGCUUUGGUUGGUCGAAGUGAUCAUCAACACAGAAUGGCUGAUUAUCACCAUGGUCCGCCAGCCCAUUAAUAUCACGUCUGGUCUGCCUGUGCCAUGCCUGAUUGCUAACGAAGACUUUGUAAUGGCUCUUAUUUAUGUUAUGGUCCUACUGGUGGCUGCUGUUGUGGCAUCCAUAUCAAUCCUGUUCGGCGAGCACCAGCGCUGGCACAAGGACGGUGUCUUCAUCCUGCUCACUGGAAUGUUCUCACUGGGCAUUUGGGUUGCAUGGAUAGUCAUGUACACUUACGGCAAUGCCCAGCAAGGCAGCCCUGCAUGGGGCGACCCGACCCUCACUAUAGCACUGGUGGCUAAUGCCUGGGUGUUCUUGUUGCUUUACACAGUGCCCGAGCUGUGCCAGGUAACUGAUGACUCAGACAGUGUAUCAUCCAUCCCUUCUGAUGUCUACACAAACCAUGCAGUGGGGUAUGAGAACAUCCUCAAAGAGCAAAGCUCACAGAACAUGUUUAUGGAAAAUAAGGCCUUCUCUAUGGACGAACCCAAAACAGGUAACAAGCCUCUGUCUCCAUAUAGCGGCUACAACGGACAGAUGCGCAGCUCCGUGUACCAGCCCACAGAGCUCGCAAUUAUCACCAAAGGAGUGACAAAUCUCCAGGUGGACCAUUCGUUUGAUACAUCGAUCCCACGAGCCUCUCUCGUCUCCCAACCCAGUCAGAGCGGCAACAUCAGCCCUCCCAUGUCUGACAUUGGACGGAAGCCUGUCACUAAUGGUAACGGCCUGAACUGGAAAUCACAGUGGUGAAUCUAGCCAAGACUUCCUGCUCUGGAUGCCUUACUCUGUUCUUUUUCUUACAACAACGUUUCAUUAUGUUUUCACCUUGGCCAAGGAACUUUUCUCAGGCCAAAGGACUUAGAAGCUUCAUCUCGGAAUGUCUAGGUAUCCGUUUGCCCAUUAAAGACAAUUUAUGGGCAUUUUGUUCACAGCGAACCUGAAUAAGAAAUUCAGCCCAGGAGAUGAGACUGCAGUGAUGGAUGUAGGAAUGUUCAUGGAGACUGUUCAUGUAUUACGCAGUGGUUGUCUUUGCUUCUACAAUACUAUGCAUUUAGAGAAAGGAGAAAGAAUGGCUGAUGAAUGGUUCUUUUUAAUAAUGUGAAAUGUUGCUUGUUCCUGGGUAUAAACAUACCACUCCAGUGUACAGUUUAUAAUACCUUUUUUCUGAGAGUGUAUGUCUGAAACUGUUCAUUCUUCUGCUUCAAACAGUAAAAUGUAGGUAGUGAGAUCAUCUGUAUGCAUGCAAUCCUUUUAAGUUAAAGGUACAAACUCAGAAAAAAGGUUCUAAAUGGUACAUUUCAUGGUAUACAUGAUGGGUAUCUAUAGGUAUAUAUUUUGUAUCCAUGAAGAUAAAUUCAGUGUGAUAUUAGUAUGUAUUUUUCUUCUUGUGAAGCUCAAAUAAGGUAAGUGAUUGGACCUUAAGGACUACUAUUGUGUGCCGAGAAUGCAUUUACCUUGUACCUUUGUCAUACCUUUUUUUUCCGGCAGUGAAGCUUGCAGCAUCAUUUCUGUGAAGUAGGUAUGUUGUGAUUACUCUCAUUUUAUUAGUGCGUAAUUGAAUCAAUGUUGUAUUUUAAAGGUUUAAAGCUAAAAUGUGUUCAGUAUUGCAACACAUUAUUCAAAGAAGAUUUCUCCAGUAAUUCCAGGAGAUAAAUAAAUGCACGUAUAUGUGAGAUAUGUACACACACACUCGUACACACACACAAAUUAAGAUGUCUCACAUUUCAUUAAUAGGUGUAUAAAGAGAUGUAUUUUUGUGUGAGUGUGUAUGUUCAUGUGAGUGGUUUGUUCUUCAUUUCCGUGAAGACAGUCAAAGUCCUGGCUGUGCUUGAAAGAUAAGAUCCCAAAGAGAAAUAUAUCAACUGGAAAAGUUCCUGUCUGUCAUAAGCAGUGCUUGCAAAAUUUACAUAGCAACAGCAGAUAAGUCUCACCUACAGUCUUUCCUACCUACAGGAAUAGACACGUCUGAUCAAGCAGAUUGCGGCAUGGGUUUUUUUAAGGGCAACUAAUUAUACGUUUAUAUUUAAGGCCUUUUCUGUAAGUUAGACUUAUUUUUCUAGGCAAAAUAUUUUUUUUUAUUACUAGACAUUUGCAUAUUAUUAAUGUAAGAUCUUAAUUUUUGACAUUCUUGUAGCAGUUGAUGAUAAUACAGUCAACUUUGGUGCCAUGUCUAAUGACUAUCUGGAAUGUGUGCAUUUUUAUAUGCAUUAAAUGAUUUAAGCCA
Molecule: messenger RNA, 3018 nt
Organism: Tachysurus vachellii
Lineage: Eukaryota; Metazoa; Chordata; Actinopteri; Siluriformes; Bagridae
Gene: gprc5c
Product: G protein-coupled receptor, class C, group 5, member C
Exons: 5
Coding region: 261-1544 (427 amino acids)
Biological process (GO): G protein-coupled receptor signaling pathway
Cellular component (GO): plasma membrane; signaling receptor complex; intracellular membrane-bounded organelle
Molecular function (GO): G protein-coupled receptor activity; protein kinase activator activity
Source: RefSeq, a predicted model, not a curated record